This is a messenger RNA of Solea senegalensis (Senegalese sole), 2732 nucleotides long. It is a transcript of the gene oscp1b, whose product is annotated as organic solute carrier partner 1b. The record is from RefSeq and is a predicted model, not a curated record. The transcript has 11 exons. The coding region runs from base 106 to 1290 and encodes 394 amino acids. Gene Ontology annotation, biological process: transport. Gene Ontology annotation, cellular component: plasma membrane; cytoplasm. Lineage: Eukaryota; Metazoa; Chordata; Actinopteri; Pleuronectiformes; Soleidae.
CCAGAAGAGGUUUUACCAAACAGACAGAUCCCCGCAUCAGUUUGCUAGCAGUAGCCGCUACAUGCUUCUAUUUUCCCGGAGAUACUGAACCGUCCGAACGCCAUCAUGUCUUCAAGGACUCUGCCGCUGCUCUUCAUCAACCUCGGCGGGGAGAUGCUCUACAUCCUGGACCAGCGGCUGCGAGCGCAGAAUAUCCCCGCUGAUAAAGCUAAGAAAGUUUCCACAGUAGUUGGCUGGAUAGAGGAGGACAGAAGGAGAGUUAUGAAUGACAUCAUCACCACCAUGUUCAACAAAAAGUUCCUGGAGGAGCUUUUCAAGCCCCAGGAGCUUUACUCCAAGAAGGCCCUGAGGACUGUGUUUGACCGGCUGGCCCACGCAUCCAUCAUGAGGCUCAAUCAAGCCAGCAUGGACAAGCUCUAUGAUUUGAUGACCAUGGCUUUCAAGUACCAGGUGCUUCUAUGUCCCCGACCGAAGGACAUCCUCCUGGUGUCCUUCAACCACAUGGACGCCAUCAAGGACUUUGUGAAAGACACUCCCAGCAUCCUCAGCCAGGUUGAUGAGACUUUUCAACAGCUCAUAGAGAUGUACACGCCCCUAUCCAGUGGUGAAUUCCAGCUGAUUAGACAAACUCUUCUAAUCUUCUUCCAAGACAUGCACAUAAGGGUUUCCAUUUUCCUUAAGGACAAAGUACAGAACUCCAAUGGCCGCUUUGUUCUUCCCACCAGUGGCCCAGUGCCUUACGGGACACAAGUCCCAGGCUUGAUAAGGAUGUUUAGCUGUACAGGGGAAGAAGUGAACAGGCUGCAGUUCACUAAUGGAGGAAACUACACUGCAGCUGUCCGGGAAGGGUCUUUUGAGAUCUUUGGAGACAGGGUAACCAAACUUGGCACAAACAUGUACAGUGUAAGCCGUCCGGUGGAAACCCACAUGUCGGGAACAUCUAAAAAUUCUGCCCAGCACACAAAGGUGAAUGCUGCUCCAAACCCUUUGGCCAAAGAGGAGCUGAAUCUUUUGGCCAAGUUAAUGGGAGGCUUAGAAGUUCAGAAAUCUGGAAACACAGACAGUGGUUUCCGAGUCAACCUUUUUGCUACAGACGAGGAAGAAGAAGAGGCAUUAAUAUCAAGACCAGAUGAGCUGUCAUGUGGAAUCAUAAAUAUUCAAGCAACAAAGGACCAACAGGCCAAUGCUGAGCUGGCAAAGAUCAUGGGAGAGUUCACAGAGUCUGGGGAUCAGUCUCCCAGCGCCAGCAGCAAAGGAGAUGACCUUCUGGCCAUGAUGGACGGCCUGUGAUGCGUCACCCAGAUGGAAAUGUCCAGGGGAUGGAAACACUGACUGCUCCCUCUGCCUGUACCUGCAGAGAUACCGCAGAAACCUCACACGCAGCCAGAAAAACCCUCGUUUUUUUUUGGUGCUUUUAAAGCUCACAUGUGAGUAGGUGUUUCAGCUGGUUGUCAAAUGAUCCACAGCAAGACAUAACAAUAUGGCAUCAUUAGCCUAGCUACAGUAGGUUGUUUGCUGUAAACAGAGGAGUUUCAGUGCAUCAUGAUAAACACUAGGACCAUAUCUCUGUGUGUGUGUGUGUGUGUGUGUGUGUGGUAACUGCGAUGCAUCUGCUUGUAUGACGUCAGGUUUUGUUUGUUUUCUUUAAUCUGACUCAGAUGCUACAGUGAAUACACGUUCCACAUAUUUUCAUACAAGAUUUGUGCUUUAGAUGUCCUCUGCUCCAAAUCAGUGUUUGGGCGUCAUACGCAAUUUUUUCCACUGACCAAAAUUUUUGAAAGUAAGAUUUUUCCCAAUAAGUGUUGUGUAUUGUAAGAAACAAGUGAUGAAAUGAUGCUGUGUAGGAAGAGGAAACCUAAGUGCUCUUUCUAUCAUGACCAGAAUUCCCUCAUGAGUUAUUUUUUAAGAUAUUGUAUACAGCACUGUGCUACACAUUUUAGACAGGUGUGGGAAGUGCUGUAAAGUAAGAAUGCUUUCACAAAUAUAAGUCUUAUUGUUUAUUAAUGUAUUAUUUUGUCCAUUUACAAAAUGCUUCUUUGCAAUCUUUGCCUGGGAGAGACGUUGCUGGUGUAGUAGAACUACCCUGUGUCCUGCUGCUGUACUCAGUCUUGCCAUGUGUAUGAGCCGUGAUAUGAAACUGCCUUCCCCCGCCUCUCCUUGGCAGCAGAGUCUGACUGUUUCUCACCCAGUUGUCACCCUUCCUCAGAGCUGUUUCUGUUUCACGUAUUGACUGUGUUUCCACCUUCAUAUGAAAAUGACGAUCAUUAGCACCUGUUUGGUAUAAUUGGUUAAUUGAAUAGAAUCCUACAAAAUCCCUGACAAUGUGCUAGACGUCAUGCUGGUCCAAAGGGAAAGGGUAUUUUGACCAAAAUAUUGAUUUGAUAUAGUAUAUUGAUAACAAAUAAACAAUUAGAAUUUAUAUUUGUGAACACAUUCUUACUUUAUAGCACCUAAAACUCCAAAAACGUGUGUGUGCACACUCAUCUGAUAUCAUGAUGUCCUACUUUAAAAAUGGCUAGAGAGGCAACCUGUGAAAAUGUACAUGAUCAUAAUAGAGAACAAUGCAAUACAGGGAAUUGUCUAAAGUGUAAAUAUGUUUAUUUAACACUUAAUUUAUUUCUGUGUUUCAUUUCCUGUUUAUAAGGAAGUGCACAUUGCUGCGAUCGUCAAAUUGUUUAAUGUGCAAUGUAGGAUUUUUUAAAUAAAUUGUUAAAUAUUAAGUUUCAAAACAA